ACAAAGUGCAGAAUCUGUGGUAUGUCGACAAACUAGAAUGAGUCAGGGUUGUGCUGCCACAUUAGUGUACACAUUAACACACCUUCUUCGCAAGAAUAGUGGGAAUAGGACGUAGGACGACCGCUUUGGAUCUACAGUCCAAGAGUCUGUUUCAUGCAGACUCCUCUCGGUGAAUGUACAAAGCAGCAGACCACAUAAAUCACGUUUAUGAAUGGAGCGUCGUUUGAAUUUCGGAAGAAAAUGCAGCGGACUCGCGGCACAGUGAACCCGCGCGCAUCGGAGUGUCCGCGCGCACAGCGCGUGUUUGACUGACGCUGUGCGUUCUGUCAGAUAGUUUUCAGUCGUCAACUUGUCCCAGCGCAUCUGUGCUUUGGGGAAGCGCUCUCAAACAACGGAAAAGCCUACCUGAAAAUAACGCUGAAUGCUAAAAGUGAUUGAAGAACGAGAUGGAUGUGUGUAAACGAGUGCUGAUUUUAUGGCUAACUUGUUCGCUCGGACCUCAGAUGCUGUCUAUCCAGAUGUGCGAGGUCAUGUGGGAGCUGGAGGCAGAAAAAAUGGAGUGUUUGUCCAGGCUGGAAAAUAUCACUGCAGGUUGUCCGGGUGAAUGGGACAUAGCAUGUUGGCCAUCAGCUAGUGCUGGAGAGAUAGUCACCAUCCCCUGCCCAAAGUACUUCAGCCAUGUCAGUGAUCAGAGAGGAAACAUAUCCAAGAGCUGCACUGCAAAUGGCUGGACAGAAAUAAGCCCAGUUGUUAUCGCCUUCAAUUGUGGCUACGACCCCAAUAUCACAGAGGAUGGAAACAUGGGUGACUUUUUUAGCUCUGUGAGAAUUGGAUACACCAUUGGUCAUGCCGUGUCUCUUAUAUCUCUCAUCAUUGCCAUCUUCAUACUGUUCUUUUUCAGAAAGCUCCACUGCACCAGGAACUUCAUCCAUAUUCACUUGUUCAUAUCCUUUAUAUUAAAAGCUAUUGCUGUAAUAAUGAAGGAUGUAGUUCUGUACGAAGUGGAGGAACCUGAUGAAUGCCACUCAGGAUCUGUGGGCUGCAAGGCAGCGGUGGUGUUCUUUCAGUACGGAGUUAUGGCAAGUUUCUUCUGGUUGCUAGUGGAGGGUCUUUAUCUUCAUGCUCUCUUGACUGUAUCUUUCUUCUCUGAGAGGAAGUACUUCUGGUGGUACAUUCUGAUUGGCUGGGGCGUGCCGGGUGUCUUCAUAACAAUCUGGAGCAUCACAAAAGCAUAUUUACAUGAUAUUGGAUGCUGGGAUUUUAUUGAUGAUGACCUUUGGUGGAUUAUAAGAACUCCUACUUUGAUAACAAUAUUGAUGAACUUCAUUCUCUUCAUUUGUAUCAUCCGGAUACUUCGUCAGAAAAUCAGCUGCCGAGAUAUCGGGAGAAAUGAGUCAAACCAGUACUCGAGACUGACAAAAUCAACUCUACUUUUAAUUCCUCUGUUUGGAAUAAAUUACAUUAUCUUUGCCUUUAUGCCUCAUCACAUACAGUCUUCUGUGCGUUUGGUGUUCGACUUGAUCCUUGGGUCCUUUCAGGGAUUUUGUGUUGCUGUCCUGUACUGUUUUUUAAAUGGAGAGGUUCAGUCUGAGAUCAAACGAAAGUGGAGGCGGUGGCACAUGCAGAGGUUUCUGGGAUCUGACACCAAGUACCAGCAUCCCUCAAUGGGAAGCAAUGGCAACAACUUCAGCUCCCAAAUCACCAUGAUGACCAAAUGUAGCCCCUCCACACGACGGGCCUCCGCCUGCCAGGAUGAUUUGUCCCCCGUCUGAUCGAUGAUGAGAGACCGAUGAGUCUGCGCUCUACACACACAAGGCGACAUCCACGUCUCAAUCAUCUCCAAGGUUGCAGCUCAAUUCCUGUAGGAUUCACAUCACAUCUCACUGCUCCGUAGGAAAGCAAGCACCUUUGUGCUCAUGGUGUUGGAUUGGCAUGCGGUGUACAUGAACGGUUAAGUCAUAAUUAUGGAUUUUUAUAGCCGUGAUCUCUUCAUAAACAUUCACCAGAAGAGAACUCAAAGAAGAGAAAUACCAGUACAAGUCAUGUCAUAAUGUAACUACUUUUGACAUUUGAAUGUUUAAAGCACACUACUGAUUCCAAACAGCAAGAGACACUUUUAGUUUUUAUUACAAAAAUUGCAUUCAGUGAGCACAUCCUGGAUCUUCAGUUCUAACUAAGCUAUACAGACUUUUGCUGAAGAAUACUGUGGACUGCAUAAAGGAGAUGGAUGUACAUUUGAAUUGUGGUUGCCAUCCAUAAACAGCCUCUUAUACACACCGGCACGCGCUGUAAUCCUAGGCAUUAGUGUUUGCUGUGUGUCUGUUAUGGCAUACUGAUCUGUUGUUCUGCUAUCCCAUGCCCUUAUUAUGCUGCUUAAGAUUCCUCAGACUCUUAAUAAACUGUAAAUCUGAA
Molecule: messenger RNA, 2412 nt
Organism: Misgurnus anguillicaudatus (oriental weatherfish)
Lineage: Eukaryota; Metazoa; Chordata; Actinopteri; Cypriniformes; Cobitidae
Gene: vipr1a
Product: vasoactive intestinal peptide receptor 1a
Biological process (GO): adenylate cyclase-modulating G protein-coupled receptor signaling pathway; cell surface receptor signaling pathway
Cellular component (GO): plasma membrane
Molecular function (GO): peptide hormone binding; G protein-coupled peptide receptor activity; vasoactive intestinal polypeptide receptor activity
Source: RefSeq, a predicted model, not a curated record